This is a messenger RNA of Zootoca vivipara (common lizard), 2573 nucleotides long. NCBI's taxonomy places the organism in Eukaryota, Metazoa, Chordata, Lepidosauria, Squamata, Lacertidae. The record is from RefSeq and is a predicted model, not a curated record.
GUCACUUCCUGCAAGAGAAUCUCGUGCAGAGCGGUCUCGCCCUCACCUGCCGGGAUCUGAUGUGAGGGGCAAGGGAUAUCGCGAAGCCCCUCCCCUCCUGAGUUCCAGCCCAGACCCGAGCGAGGCUGAAAAGAAGGAAAGCUCCAGCUCAAGUGGGGAAACAGGAAGUGGGUUCCAAGGCUCUGGCAGGGAAAGAGAGCCAUCGUCCCAGGAUUUGUUGCACCUCGCAUUAGGGCCCACAGAACUUGGCAGAGGCCCAAGGGGCUCCUUCGGAUCUCUUGGAGACUUCCCGGGAGCCCAGAUGGAUGAGCAAGACUCAGCUGGCCCUGAAGCAGGAAGAGGCCAUGCCAUCCAACAUGGGAGCAGUGGGAGAUUCUGUGAAAACUCCGUGCAGAAGAUUCUGGUAGAGGAGGACACGCUCCAGUCAGCUGUGCAGAGCCAGCAGUUCAGGCAGUUAUUCUACCAGGAGGCCAAAGGACCCCGAGAGGUUUGCAGCCAACUCUACCACUUUGCCCAUCAGUGGCUAAAGCCAGAAAGGCACACGAAAGCCCAGAUGUUGGACCUGGUGAUCUUGGACCAGUUCCUGGCUGUGCUUCCACCGGAGAUGGAGAGCUGGGUGAGGGAAUGUGGAGCGGAGACCAGUUCCCAGGCAGUGGCCCUGGCCGAAGGAUUCCUCCUGAGUCAGGGAGAGGAGAGAAGGCAGGCCGAGCAGCAGGGGAAGGAUCUUUUUGCAGAAAUGGGUCUUGAUUCUUCUGAGGCAGAGAAGACUCCGUUGGACACCAGAGAGAGCCCUCUGGGUGACAGAAUGAUGCCACCAAGACCUGCUCCUUCAUCUUUUCAUGGUGGUGGAGGGGAGGCAGCGGCUGUGGACCCAGAUCAGGGUCCAGUGUGCUUUGAAGAUGUAGCUUUGCAUUUCACUGAUGAGGAGUGGGCGUUGCUGGAUCCUGACCAGAGAGCUCUGCACCAGGAGGUCAUGGAGGAGAAUCGUGGGAUCUUGGACUCUCUCGGUGGUGAUAAAUUGGAAAUGAAGAAGAAGGGGGACCACAACGAAAUCCACACAGUGGAGGAGCCGUAUCAGGAUUCAGAGUGCAGAAAGAACUACAGUCAGAGCUCCCAUUCCUCUUCCCAUCAAGGAAAUCCCCUUGAGAAGAAACCCUAUCACUGCUUGGAGUGUGGAAAGAGCUUCACCUUGAAAAAGAGUUUCACUUUCCAUCAAAGAAUUCAUACAGGGGAGAAACCCUAUCACUGCUUAGAAUGUGGAAAGAGCUUUAGUCACGGCUCCCAUCUCACUUCCCAUUGUAGAAUUCAUACAGGGGAGAAACCCUAUCAAUGCAUGGAAUGUGGAAAGAGCUUUAGUCACGGCUCCCAUCUCACUUCCCAUUGUAGAAUUCAUACAGGGGAGAAACCCUAUCAAUGCAUGGAAUGUGGAAAGAGCUUCAGUCGAAAGAACAGUCUCACUGCUCAUCAAAGAAUUCAUACAGGGGAGAAACCUUAUCAGUGUGUGGUGUGUGGAAAGAGCUUCAUUCGAAAAGAAAGUUUCACUUCCCAUCAAAGAAUUCAUACAGGGGUUAAACCCUAUCAGUGCUUGGAAUGUGGAAAGAGCUUCACCAGAAAAGAAAGUCUCACUUCCCAUCAAACAAUACACACAGGGGAGAAACCCUAUCAGUGCUUGGAAUGUGGAAAGAGCUUCACCUGGAAAGAAAGUCUCACUGCCCAUCAAAGCGUUCAUGCAAGGGAGAAACCCUUUAAGUGCUUGGAGUGUGGAAAGAGCUUCACCUGGAAAAUAAGUUUCACUUCCCAUCAAAGAAUCCAUACAGGGGAGAAACCAUAUCAGUGUGUGGAAUGUGGAAAGAGAUUCAUGAAAAGUGCCAGACUCACUUCCCAUCAAAGAAUUCAUACAGGUGAGAAACCCUAUCAGUGCUUGGAAUGUGGAAAGAGCUUCACCUGGAAAGAAAGUCUCACUUCCCAUCAAAAAAUCCAUACAGGGGAGAAACCCUAUCAGUGCUUGGAAUGUGGAAAGAGCUUCACCUGGAAAACAAGUUUCGCUUCCCAUAAAAAAAUCCAUACAGGGGAGAAACCAUAUCAGUGUGUGGAAUGUGGAAAGAGCUUCAGUCAAAGCAACAAUCUCACUUCCCAUCAGAGAAUUCACACAGGGUAGAAACCAUUUCAGUGCCAAGAGUGUGGUCGGAGGGAUUUAUGAAAGUCUGGUCUCAUUUUUAAAGUUCUUUAAAAAAACAAUUGGAGCUCUUAAAAGUUCUGAGAGCUGGCUGAAAAAGCUAAUAGCAGGACAGGUUUGAACAAGUUUGUUUCUCUUUGAAGGAAAAUAUGUCUUCUACUCUGAGCCACUUAAAAUUGUAUUACUGCAAGACACCCACUCUUCUUUGGACAUCUAAAUUGCUAAAUUGUCCUCUUGGACACAUUGUUUCUUUUUUUCUUUCUUAUGGUUCCUCUCAAAAUAAUUAUUUGGUUAAUUCGAAUCUUAAUUGGAGAAAUCGGUUUUUAUGUUAAACAGAUUAUGUGUACUGGGUAUCAGGCUGGGGGAAAAUACAGGAAACAGGAUCUCUUAGGAAAGA